AUGGAAACUGUUCAAUCGGCUAUUAACAAGGCGAUAUGCUCAUUGCUGCAUAGCGGUGACGCAGCCCAGCUCGACUACGAAAACAAUGGCGUGCGAAUGUUCGACUCAGUGGAAAGCACUCUCGACGACGUACUCAAGAAAUGCGUUUUGCUCUCGCUGGACAAUCCACGACAAAUCGCGAAUGAUGGAUCAAACCAGCAACAACUUCAAAGGAUUCGUUUAGAACACCAAGAGCUACAGACGAAGACAACCAAUCUGCAAAAGGCGCUCGACAGCUUUAUCGAGGCGGCCGAUAUGGUAGACCAGCCACCGAGCGAAGAACAAAUGGACAGAAUCCAACAGAACAUCGACGUUGCUCAAGAGAUACUUCUCAAAGGGCUCAAUCGUCUGGUUCAGCUCUCCCUUUUCCUGGAACAAAACUCCAAUACGACGCAAUCCGAUGCAAUUACGGACGAAGCUCUUCAGCCACGUCUGGCCCCACUUCCAAUUCCCAAGUUUCGAGGACAACUGUGGGAAUGGGAUCAUUUCUGGAGCAUCUUCGAAGCCGUCAUCCACAAAAGCAACAUCAGCAGGAUCGAAAAGCUUAGUUACUUGCUGGAAGCCCUUCAAGGACCAGCAAUGGAUACGGUGAAAGAGCUUCAAGUCACAGCGGACAACUACGACGUUGCCAUCCAACUUCUCCGAAGGAAAUACGACAACCAAGAAGCAGUCAUCAGCCAACUGCUUCAACAUCUCCAGGAUAUGCGACCGAGAAGCGCAACAAUCGCAGACCAAAUGCAUACCCUCGACAAGAUUCUCCCCGUUCUGGCUCAGCUAGAGCAGAAAGGAGAGAAUACCAACACCCAGCAAAUGCGGCGUACCACCCUGUCAAAGUUCAACGACAGGAUCCAACGAUGGCUGGUCGACGGAGCAUUUGAGCAGAAGCAUCAGGACAUUCCCGUGCUUCCAUUGCAACGAUACCAACCACACACCGAGAUCCUGCCCAAAGUACACCACAAUCGAGCAGCGACUGGAACUGCCAUCAAGCGACGGAAUCUCUGCCACAAUUGCGGAUCACCAGACCAUCGCGCCAAAGGACUGUACCGGUGGAGCAUGCCGACAGUGCAACGAAAAGGGUCAUCACACCUCAAUCUGUCGGAAAGCUCCCAAACCACAAGCAUGGACACCGAAACCAGCAAGGAAUGCUCUUCCAAAGGCUCAACCAGAGGCACCAGCACCAAAGAAGAAAGCAGUGUCUCAAAACUUCGCCGCGGUCGUAGCCAACCAGAGCUCUACAUCCUGCAGGAUCGGCGACCACGUCGUCCUAUGCCAGACGUUCACAUCAUGAUGGACACAGGCGCAGACCAGUCGUUCAUCACGCGCAACUAUGCAGACCACUUAGGACUCGGAAAGACGGGUCAACUGCAAUUAACCAUCCACACGUUUGGCAAUAGCUCUCCGACAGAGCAAUCUUGCGAGACAACCCAGGUCGAAAUCGAGGACCGUCAAGGAGUCCGGCACAGCUUUGAACUGGCAAAAAUCGACUUCAUAACAGGAGACGUCAAGCGGACGGAACUCCACCGCGAAGAUCGACAAUAUCUUCAAGAUCACGACAUCCAGCUGUCAAUUUCGCCACAGAUCCAAACAUUGCAAACUCCCAUUUUGCUGGGUUGUGGCGAUCUCUUCACGUUGUUCGACCAAGGACUGGGACAAAAACACAGCCUUCCAUCAGGAUGA
Molecule: messenger RNA, 1716 nt
Organism: Ostertagia ostertagi
Lineage: Eukaryota; Metazoa; Nematoda; Chromadorea; Rhabditida; Trichostrongylidae
Source: the annotation of a GenBank genome assembly